GAGCUUAAUUGAUGGUUAGUUCAUGACAUGUUCAUGACCAUCCGGUAUGUUCAGCCGCAGCAAAUAAAAGCAAAAACAAAACAAAACAUAUAUGAUAACAGCAGCAGCACCAUAUUUAUAUUUAUAGAUAUUAACAUAAUCAGGGUCUAAACAUUAACGUGAAAAAAAAACUAUCAAUCGAUCUCUCUGGAGAUACCAUACUUAAAAACUUGAGAAAUAUAUAGAUUAAGAUAUAUAUAGAGAGGGAGAGAGAGAGAGAAUGGUAGAAGGAAGAGAAGGAGAUUGGGAGUGCAGUGGAUGCAAGAACAGGAACUACGCAUUCAGGUCGUUCUGCAACAGAUGUAAGCAGCCGCGGCUUCUCGUCGAUACCAAAACCCCCUCUGACUCCAAGUGGCUCCCCCGUAUCGGCGAUUGGAUCUGCACCGGUUGCACUAACAACAAUUAUGCAUCAAGAGAAAAGUGCAAAAAGUGCGGGCAACCAAAGGAGGUAGCAGCAAUGCCAGCAAUUGCAAUGCCUGGAGCUUCUCUCCCGACUUAUUCACAUUAUUUUGCCAGGGCCCAAGGAGGACCAGAACAAAAGAUGAAUAUUGGAUUAAUUGGCAAUGGAGCUCCCCAGCAGGCACUUCCUUUGAGCUCCAACUGGUCUGUAGGAGGAUCUGAUAAUUAUGGAGUUCAGCCUGCUUCUGCAUGGCCCUUAGGUGGUAACCAUAAUUCUUUACUUCCGUACCCAGACCCUGCUAAUCAGCUUCUUUCAGUUCCGAAAGGAUGGCGCAAUGGUGACUGGAUUUGCACCUGUGGCUUCCAUAAUUACUCUUCACGUGCCCAGUGCAAAAAAUGCAAUGCUUUUCCACCAGCACUUGGAACAAAGCGAUUAGCAUCUGAUGAGUUUGUGCACGAUUGGGAUAACAAGAGACUGAAUGUAGGACAAACAAAUGGGCAGCUGCAAUCAUACCCAGUUUUUGAUCAAAUAAUUGGGACCAGUGCUGACCCAAAUAACAGACUCUAUGCUCCCUACCCUAAUGUAAGCUCCAGUACUGCUACAAAUUUGCAAGCACCCAUGCUGCCCAUGCCAUUUCCACAGCAAGCAACUACACCUACUCUGCUUGGAAAAGGAGCAAAACAAUGGCGUGAUGGAGAUUGGAUGUGCACAACAUGCAACAACCAUAAUUAUGCAUCCCGCUUACAAUGCAAUAGGUGCAAGACUCAAAGAAAUGCACUCUCUCAGCCUGUCAAUGCCAUGUAGCCGCAAAUAUGUGAUCUCUUUUGGGUUGUUGUAUCUGUAAUGGGUACCUGUUGAGGUUUUGUUUUGGCUUUUUGUUAGGUAAUAUGCUGGCGGGAACAUGAAUUUGUUACAGGCUUGUUUUAUUCCCAUACGAUAGACAAUAGUCAUAGUCAUUCUAGAAAUGUAGCAUUAGUAUUUCAAUCCCUGAGUGUGUAAUUGACAGCUUAGAUUGUUUUCAUUUGUUAGUGAGAGUGUUGGUGCGGCAUGCAAGUUUCAAGUUGCAUGAUUACUGUCCGAUAUGUUUUGGUGACUAUAGUCAUGAGUUGGUGUUUUAUAAUGGCCAAAGCUAGCUUCAAAGUUUUGUUCCCAAAA
Messenger RNA from Quercus robur (English oak), 1594 nucleotides. RefSeq lists its product as uncharacterized. Gene Ontology annotation, molecular function: mRNA binding. The coding region runs from base 260 to 1243 and encodes 327 amino acids. The transcript has 7 exons. Gene Ontology annotation, cellular component: cytoplasm. The record is from RefSeq and is a predicted model, not a curated record. NCBI's taxonomy places the organism in Eukaryota, Viridiplantae, Streptophyta, Magnoliopsida, Fagales, Fagaceae.